Molecule: messenger RNA, 3597 nt
Organism: Glycine soja
Lineage: Eukaryota; Viridiplantae; Streptophyta; Magnoliopsida; Fabales; Fabaceae
Product: B3 domain-containing transcription repressor VAL2-like
Exons: 13
Coding region: 364-3081 (905 amino acids)
Molecular function (GO): zinc ion binding; DNA binding
Source: RefSeq, a predicted model, not a curated record
GCUGUCUUUCUUCUUUCUUAUAUUCUGCAUGCACACGCCUCCUCUCUCUCUCUCUCUCUCUCUCUCUCUUUCUCUCAGUUUCACCCCUCUCUUCUCUCUCUCUCUCCGGUUACCGUCGUCCAUUCAAAUCUCUCUCCGGUUUCUCUCCGUUCAGAUUCCGACAAUCUUCCGAUCACACUUCAUUAUUCCUCUCCACAACGCGCGAAUGCGAAUCCCAAACCUCACCCCUCGCGGCACCUCCUCCGCUUAAAAAUUAACUUCCGGUGACCGGAACUUCCCCUCGUGAACUUCCGGCGACCGGAGGAACCACUCGAGCUUCGCUCUCCCGCUUAAUUUCGAGUCUGUGUGGAAUUGGAGUUGAAAAUGGAGUCAAGGAGCUGCAUGAACGUGGCGUGCGCCACCUCGACGACGAUUCGGUGGCGCAAAGGCUGGGCCCUGCGAUCCGGCGAAUUCGCCGAUCUCUGCGAUAAGUGCGGUUCUGCUUAUGAGCAAUCAACGUAUUGUGAUAUGUUUCACUCAAAUGAUUCUGGUUGGAGAGAAUGCACAUCAUGUGACAAGCGUCUCCAUUGUGGAUGCAUUGCUUCUAUGUCUCAGCUUGAAUUAUUAGAUACUGGUGGUGUAAGCUGUAUAAGCUGUGCAAGGAAUUCAGGACUGCAACCUAUUGCAAACAAUGAAAAGCCUAAUGGAUCCGGGACAUCAAAAGUACAAAAUGUCAGUACACAGCAGCAGUACACAUCUCUGGCUAACCAAUUAACUGUGAGGGGUAUGCAAGUAGGGCAUUAUGCAGAGAAUGAUGGGCUUCGGUGCUGGUUCAAACCUCAUAAUGUUGAAACAGAUGGGCCUUCUGCAGAAAUGAAACCAGAAAUUUUACCUUCAGUUGGAGAACUUGGAAACACUUUGAUAUCACAAUUUCAUUGUGAGUCUAAUGGAUCAUCUAAGGCUUCCAAAGCAGAGAACUGUAAGGCAGAGACAGAAAUGCGAGAUAUAUAUGAAUCAUUGGCACAGACAAAUUUGAGUAUGACCCUUGCUGCUCCUUUAGGAAAUUCAAAUCCCUUUCAUAGUGCUGUUGUUGAUGAAAGGGAACAAAGUAAAACAUCUCCACUUUUAUUGGGGUCAAGGUCUCGUCAUCUUUUACCUAAGCCCCCAAGGUCAACUAUUGGGACAAGCUUAGAAGCAAAUGCUGGCAUGGUAUCCCAGAUUCGUGUGGCAAGACCACCUGCUGAAGGACGGGGAAGGAAUCAAUUGCUUCCACGUUAUUGGCCUAGGAUUACCGAUCAAGAGUUGCAACAAAUAUCAGGAGAUUCAAAUUCUACGAUUGUGCCACUCUUUGAAAAGAUGCUUAGUGCAAGUGAUGCUGGUCGAAUUGGUCGCUUGGUUUUACCAAAAGCAUGUGCUGAAGCAUAUUUCCCUCCAAUCUCUCAACCAGAGGGCCUUCCUUUACGAAUCCAAGAUGUGAAAGGAAAAGAAUGGAUGUUUCAGUUUAGAUUUUGGCCAAAUAAUAACAGCAGGAUGUAUGUUUUAGAAGGUGUAACCCCCUGCAUUCAGUCUAUGCAAUUGCAAGCUGGAGAUACUGUAACAUUUAGCCGUAUGGACCCUGAGGGGAAACUUAUAAUGGGGUUUAGAAAGGCAACAAAUUCUACUGCAGUACAGGAAACACUACCAUCUAAUAUGCCCAACGGUUCUCAUUCAAGUGAAACUUCCUAUUCUGGUGUUUAUGAGAAUCUACCUAUAUUAAGUGGUUACUCUGGCCUUCUUCAGUCACAAAAGGGAUGUUCAGAAACCCACCUAAAUGCGCUGUCUAAGAAAUGGAACUCAGCUGGUGGUGACAUGAAUUGGCAUAACAUUGACAUGCCUGAAAGCAGAAAAAGAGAUGGGUUGCCGUUGCCACCUGUGAUGGUUCCCGAGAAGAAAAGAACUCGGAAUAUUGGGUCAAAAAGUAAGAGGUUGCUUAUCGAUAGCCAGGAUGCGCUGGAGCUGAAACUUACUUGGGAAGAGGCUCAAGAUUUGCUCCGUCCUCCUCCAACUGUUAAGCCAAGCAUUGUCAUGAUUGAGGAUCAUGUAUUUGAAGAAUAUGAAGAACCUCCUGUCUUUGGAAAGAGGAGUAUAUUCGUAGUUCGAUCAACUGGGGUAAACGAGCAGUGGAUGCAGUGUGAUAGUUGCUCAAAAUGGCGGAAGUUGCCUGUUGAUGCACUUAUUCCCCCAAAGUGGACAUGUGUGGAGAAUUUAUGGGAUCAGAGCAGGUGUUCAUGUGCUGCUCCCAAUGAAUUGAACCCAAGGGAACUGGAUAAUCUUCUGAGGCUGAAUAAAGAAUUCAAGAAACAAAGACUGACAGCAAGCCAGAGACCGGCCCUGGAACGUGAAUCUUCAGGACUGGAUGCUUUGGCAAAUGCAGCAAUACUGGGAGAUGAUGCAAGUGACUCUGGCAGAACACCAGUUGUUACCACCACAAAACAUCCUCGGCAUAGACCUGGGUGCUCUUGCAUUGUCUGUAUCCAGCCACCAAGUGGGAAGGGCAAACACAAACCUACAUGCACCUGCAAUGUGUGCAUGACAGUUAAACGUCGGUUUAAAACCCUGAUGAUGCGAAAGAAGAAGCGGCAAUCCGAACGUGAAGCAGAGAUUGCUCAGAGAAAUCAGUUAUCAUGGCGGACGAAAGAUGAAUCAGAAGUAGAUAGCACCUCUCGCCAUUUAACUCCGGUUGACGGUUUGGAGAAUGAAGUAAGGGUGCAAAAUGAAUUAGAUUCAAGGAGUCCAGACGAUGCGGUGGCUGAAGCUGCCAAGGGACAAUUAGACUUGAAUUGCCAACCUGAUCGAGAAGAUGUGCAAGCUGGGCCGAACAGCUUGAGCAUGACGAGUCUUCUUGAAGAAGCAAAUCUCCCGCUGGAGACCUACCUGAAGCAAAAUGGCCUUACUAGCUUGAUAACAGAGCAGCAAACAAAUUCAGCUUCAAAUGUGCAGGCACAGACAACCAAUGAUAGUGAGGUGAAACACAAUGAGGAUUGCGGAACCGCUUCGGUUAUUCAUGCGCAGGAAAGCAGUCCUGAAGAGAACAGUGGGCAAGAUAAAGAGCAAAACAAUUAACUCAUGAAAUCUUGCCAGUUAUAUUUUCUUUUUUCCUUUUUUUUUUACUCCGAAAUCAUUUUACAAGAAUCCUUGCUUAAGUUAUAAAAUUAUAAGAGGUUCAUUUGUAUGUGUAUAUAUAUUUUCUGUUGUUGUCUGUGUCUUGUGGUUGUGAAAUUUCCCCCCAAAACUCAAUAACAUAUAUACGCCAAAGCUUGUGUUUUAGGGUUGUAAACUAGUGAGGCAAGGAGUUGAAGGAAAGCACCACCUUGCUGUGUUAUAAUACAUCUGGUUUUGUUUCUCUGGUAAGUGUGGUGAGUCUGAAUAAGCAUUGUUUGUCUUGUUUGUUAUAUGGAGAAAGGGAGAGUACACCUAAUUUCGUUUCUUAGUUUGAAAAGCCAUUAUUUGGCUUUGCCGUUUUAAUAGGAAAAUGCUCUUUUGCAUGAAAAGCAUUUCACUGAUGUUGUACGGAAUUAAUGUGACUGGUUGAUGUAUGUAAUAGUUGUGUGAUUUCUUGAAAGCUACUUUUUAUUACUA